Messenger RNA from Oncorhynchus nerka (sockeye salmon), 2735 nucleotides. Its product is annotated as cerebellar degeneration-related protein 2-like. The transcript is spliced from 5 exons. Lineage: Eukaryota; Metazoa; Chordata; Actinopteri; Salmoniformes; Salmonidae. The record is from RefSeq and is a predicted model, not a curated record. The coding region runs from base 520 to 2013 and encodes 497 amino acids.
CAGAAUGGAUCUGGGGAGAUAUCGGUGCAAAGCAUGAGUGAGUGGGGGCUUGUAACAACAGCUGGAGGCCUACGUAAAUCACAAUGGCGGCGGGGGGAAUUAUGAGUGGCAUUUGCCAGUGUCACACAUUUGUUCAGUGAACGUACACGUCUCAAUAUUGUACAAUUAUUUCCGACGUUAUUCUCUAUUUUUAUUGUAGGCCGAACGUGCUGUCGUUGCGUAUAGGGACUUGGUUACAGUGUUCAGUUUGUGCGUGCAUUUUGUCGGCCUUGAGAUAUUAAUUUAGUGUCAGGUGCGGUAAAUUGAUGCAUCUGUCACAUUCGAAUGGUUCAUUGCAGAAUGUUGGGGGCAGGUGCGCCCGCGGCUUUCCUAGUGAAUGAUAAGGGUCGCUGAAUGGGUUACGGUUUGGGAGGCUGCGCUGUUCGAGAUUUCUUGAUCAUACGAGGCAUGCUUCCGGGCGAGCGGUCAGAGACGUUACAGAGCGCACGGUGAACAGCCACAACGAUAGACCAAGCAUCGAUGCUUCGUGCAGUCAGGAUGGAGGAGUUUGUUACUGAGGAAGAUGAGCCAUGGUACGACCAACGGGAUUUGGAGCAGGACCUGCACCUGGCAGCUGAGCUGGGGAAGACCCUUUUGGAGCGCAACAAGGAGCUGGAGGACUCCCUACAACAGAUGUACAUAAACAAUGAGGAACAGGUGCAGGAGAUCGAGUACCUGUCCAAGCAGCUGGAGAUGCUGAGGGAGAUGAACGAGCAGCAUGCCAAGGUCUACGAGCAGCUAGACGUGACGGCCAGAGAGCUGGAGAUCACCAAUGAGAAACUGGUUAUAGAGAGCAAGGCCUCGCAGCAGAAGAUAGACAGGUUGACGGGUACCAUGGAGACACUGCAGGCUCAAGUGGAUACCAUGACAGCUCGUGUGGAGGAACUACGUACACUAGAGGAGCUGAGGAACCACAGAGAGGAACGGGAGCGACGCAAGAAUGUCCACUCCUUCCCCUGCCUUAAAGAACUCUGCACUGCACCAAAAUAUGAGGAUGGCUUUCUGGUGGCCAACCCCGGCAGUGUGGACCUGGUGUCUGAGCGUGAGCGCCGGCCGCUGGACGAGGAGAACGAGCGUUUAAAAGGUGUGGUCUCCUCCCUGAGGUCCGCCAUGGUGGCAGAACGGGGCCGGAGGGAGGGGGCAGAGAGGGAGUGCACAGCUGUGCUGCAGGAGUUUGAGCUUAUGGAACAACGCCUCCUGGGUGCUGAGGGCUGCCAGCUGCGAGUGCAGGAGCUGGAGGCGGAGCUACAGGAGAUGCAGCAGCUGAGGAGGUCCCGGGUCUGUCUGUUGGAUGAGGGUCUGGAGCAGACUCUGCUCAACAAUGCCCCGGAGACCGACACACCCGAGGAGGGACCGGGGCAAAAGGAGGGAGCGGAGGGGAUGGGGGAGUCUGGGGGGACAGGAGGAGGGGGGCAGCAGGGAGGCCCAGUGAGGAAGAGCUGCAGCGACACGGCACUCAACGCCAUCUCGGCCUCCGACGCCUCUGGCAGGCGACAGGGCAGCUACGCAAUCCACGCCAACGGCGUUCGCAAGCGGGGCAUGUCCAUCCUGAGGGAAGUGGACGAGCAGUACCACGCCCUGCUGGAGAAAUACGAGGAGCUGCUGGGGAAGUGCCGGCGCCACGAGGAGAGCAUGUGCCACGCGGGGGUGCAGACGUCACGCCCUGUCUCCAGAGACCCCUCCAUGAAGGACUACAGCAUGGCCACCCCCAGCCCCUCAGCCAUGGCUGCUGCACCCCCCACCCCGCCCCAGACCCCCUCUACUCCAGAGGCCCUGGAGGGCAUCAGCCGGCAGGUAGACCAGGUGGACAAGCGGCUGGGCCAGAACACCCCAGAGUACAAGGCCCUGUUCAAAGAGAUCUUCUCCCGCCUGCAGAAGACCAAGAGUGAAGUGAACUCCACUAAGGGAGUCCCCAAGGGUAGAAAGUCCCCACGGGUUGGAAGUCCUAAGGGAAGAAAGUCCAAAGACAAAUGAGCUGCUUUCGUGAUACUAGUGAACAUGCACUGAAAACAAUGGGUACAAAAGCCACAGAUUUUCUUUCUGAAUUAGUUUCUCUUUGUUUGACCGUGUUUGUUCAAAGUGGUCACUUGAUGACAGGUUACCUGUACUUCUGCACUGGGGAAAUGAUACAAUCUACUGUGGAUGAUCCCUCAGCUGUUUUAUCCAUCUCUCUGGACACUGCCACGUUUUAUCCAUCUCUCUGGAUACUGCCACGUUUUAUCCAUCUCUCUGGAUACUGACACGUUUUAUCCAUCUCUCUGGACACAGACACGUUUUAUCCAUCUCUCUGGACACAGACACGUUUUAUCCAUCUCUCUGGAUACUGACACGUUUUAUCCAUCUCUCUGGAUACUGACACGUUUUAUCCAUCUCUCUGGACACUGACACGUUUUAUCCAUCUCUCUGGACACUGACACGUUUUAUCCAUCUCUCUGGACACUGACACGUUUUAUCCAUCUCUCUGGACACUGCCACGUUUUAUCCAUCUCUCUGGAUACUGCCACGUUUUAUCCAUCUCUCUGGAUACUGCCACGUUUUAUCCAUCUCUCUGGACACUGCCACGUUUUAUCCAUCUCUCUGGAUACAGCCACGUUUUAUCCAUCUCUCUGGAUACUGCCACGUUUUAUCCAUCUCUCUGGACACUGCCACGUUUUAUCCAUCUCUCUGGAUACUGCCACGUUUUAUCCAUCUCUCUG